Molecule: messenger RNA, 3296 nt
Organism: Notechis scutatus (mainland tiger snake)
Lineage: Eukaryota; Metazoa; Chordata; Lepidosauria; Squamata; Elapidae
Source: RefSeq, a predicted model, not a curated record
UGCAAGCAAGCAACCAAGCUCAGAAAGACCCAAGAGUUGCACAGAUCACGGGUUCAUGUUGUAACCCCCAUAUCGGCUGGAUAAAUCCUUCGUUCUAAGCCACAAUACACUUGAUUCGUCUUAUGUGAACCCGGGCAUUACAGCUUCUGCCGGUUGUAGUUUUUGGCUUCGCCUGUUGUCCAUCUCAACUUCACCUGCUUGGUCUUGUCUCUCCUUCGUCCUGAUCCAGCAGCUCUCGCAGCACAGGCCUUCAGCUGGCCAGCCCAUAAUGCUCCCGUGUGCCUCCCAUCUGGCCUGCCCCCGCAAAGCUCCUCCUCGGCCGUGACUCCCUUGGCCUCGCGCAAGAGGAGCCUUCCUGCUCGACAGAACUAAAAAUGUGACCUCUUCAAGGAGCACCAUGGAGUCCUUCGGGGUGGUUGCGGAGUACGACGCGCCUCCCAGUCCCACCCCAGGUCAGCUGGAGGGGCUGGGGGAUGAGGAACCCAUGGAGCCAGGAGAGGAGCAGAGCCUUCUCACCCCUGGAGACCUCGGAGAACCAGGCCCGGCUGACCCUUCAAGGACUUUCUCCAGGGACACCAGGGAACCUUGGAUCAAAGUCAACCUUUCAAGUCGCAAGCUGUCCUUGCAGGAAAGGUCCCCCUCCGUCCAGUCCCCCAGCGGGAACAUGGGGGUCAAUGGCCGCUACAUUUAUCCUUCCCUUCCUUACUCCCCUGUCACCUCCCCACACUCCUCCCCGCGUCUGCCCCGGAGGCCCACCAUCGAGUCCCACAGAGUGUCCAUCACGGGGUUGCAGGAUUGUGUGCAGCUCAAUCAAUACACUCUGAAGGAUGAAAUUGGAAAGGGCUCCUACGGUGUUGUGAAGCUGGCGUACAAUGAAGAUGACAACACUUACUAUGCAAUGAAAGUGCUUUCGAAGAAGAAGCUGAUGAGACAAGCAGGCUUCCCACGCCGGCCUCCUCCCCGGGGUGCAAAACUGCCCCUGGAAGGCUUCUGCCAACCCAGAGGACCCAUUGAGCAGGUCUACCAAGAGAUCGCCAUCUUGAAGAAGCUGGACCACCCAAACAUUGUCAAGCUGGUGGAGGUACUGGAUGACCCCACCGAAGAUCACUUAUACAUGGUGUUCGAACUGGUGAAAAAAGGGCCAGUGAUGGAAGUCCCCAACCUGAAACCUCUAAAUGAAGACCAGGCACGAUUCUAUUUCCAAGACCUGAUCAAAGGCAUUGAAUAUUUACACUACCAAAAAAUUAUCCACCGGGAUAUUAAACCAUCCAACCUUUUGGUGGGAGAGGACGGUCACAUCAAAAUUGCCGAUUUUGGCGUGAGCAAUGAAUUCAAAGGAUCGGACGCCCUCUUAACCAACACGGUGGGCACGCCAGCAUUUAUGGCCCCAGAAACGCUCUCUGAAACCAGAAAAAUAUUUUCAGGAAAGGCUUUAGAUGUCUGGGCAAUGGGAAUCACACUGUACUGUUUUGUCUUCGGACAGUGUCCUUUUAUGGAUGAGCGGAUCCUCAGUCUGCACAGCAAAAUCAAGAGCCAAACGCUGGAAUUUCCGGACCAACCAGACAUUUCUGACGAACUGAAGGAUCUAAUAACCCAGAUGCUGGAUAAAAAACCCGAAUUCAGGAUCACCAUCCCAGAAAUUAAGCUGCAUCUGUGGGUCACCAAGAAUGGCACCGAACCGCUGCCCACCGAAGAUGAAAAUUGCACGCUCAUCGAGGUGACGGAAGAAGAGGUGGAGAAUUCGAUCAAGCACAUCCCCAGCUUAGCCACCGUGAUCCUGGUAAAAUCCAUGAUCAGGAAAAGAUCUUUUGGGAAUCCGUUUGAAGGGAGUAGAAGAGAAGAAAGAGGUCUGUCUGCACCAGACCGACAGACUUACUUGAUCAGAAAACAAAGCAGCGAAGAGGCUUUCCGUGCCACAAACGAUCUGCCAAACGUCAGCGAAGACGAACUGCUUUCUUGAAGAAGAAGAAAAAAACACACCCCACCCUUUGCCCUUCCUGGAAAGGGGGCUCCAAGCAGGGUCUGCGAGAAGAGGGCAUCCUGCAAUGGGGCCGGCUUGCCUUCCACGACGUUGGUUCAUUGUCUAAAUACCGAAUGUAAAGAGUUUUUGUGACAGCAUGCUGUACAGAUCCGAACCCAUCCUCUCACCUUCCAGAAAGAUCUCUGCUGUUGAAGGACAGGACUUGGGAACCGAGAAGGAUGAUCCUCUUCAGGGUGGCUGGUGCUCUGGGAAGUCUCAUGCCGAAUUUCCGGGGAGAAAAUACAAAAGCAAAACAAAGAAACUCACCCAAAAUGAAACCGAGUUUGGAAAGAAAAGCGACAUCUACUCAGGCCGAACCCUUUGCAAAAACCACGGUCCGAUUUAAUUUUUUCUUUUUUUUAAAUAUAUCAACGGGCGGCUAAACCACGGUGCUUUACUGCCAAACGAGGAUCAAGAAAAUGCUUGCUUUUGGGGAGGGGGGAUUUCUUUUUUUAAAAAAAAUAAUUAUUAUUAUUGCUAUCCUUUUUAUUGCAUGGAAACCAAACCAAUCUCACACUAAGGGGUUAGGGGGUAUUUGCAGAACGCUUCAUUUUUUGUGAGCAGGCAAUUGAGUUUUAUUUUAAGAGCGAGUUUUGGAAGAUUCUUGAGUUUUUCCUUCGUCGGGAGCGAAAAGACGGAAGGGACGUGCAUCGCCAAUUUGCAUUUGAAGAUGGUUUGCGCGGUUGCGUUGAAGCACAAAUUGCCAAUAUGCGUUUGUUUGGUGCCGUGGUCUGUUUGGCUGGCAAAGCCCAGGCUCGUAUUCACUGAUCAUAAUUCUAUACUUUAUACCUGUGUGACUGUACAGCUACAUUCCCAAAAUUCAGGGUUUUAUAAAUGGUAGCCAUCCGGUGCUUGCUGGCAUGUUUUCAUAGUCAAAUAACUUUCAAGGAUGGAUGUAGAGAUUCUGCGGUUUUUCCAAGACUCCCAAGGAUUUAAACCAAAACCAGAUUAUUAUUAUUAUUUUUUGCUGCUGAGCACUUUUACGAUUCGCGUAUAAAGAGUAGUUCUUUUAUUUUCCUCCACACUUCAGCAUUAUGUAUUCCAGUAGAGUCACAGCUCCUAAGUGAGGGAACAGUUGUUAAAACCAAUUCAUAGGGGAUCUCGACAUACUAUGAACCUCACCCCUAAUCUUUUUUCACAGAUUAACCUCGCUCGGAAGUUAUACGGCUCACUCAAGUCUUUGCAUCUGCUUUUUAAAAAAGCAGCCAAGAAUUAACGCAUGGAAAGGCUGCUGUGGUUCUUUUUUUUUUUUUCAUUUAAAAAAAAAAACAUGUUU